AUUUCAGUAUACACUUACACUUGGCAUUUGGCUGACGACGCCGAGACUAAAUUUACUACUCUCUCUCUGAGCCACGUUUUAUUGUUGUUGUUGUUGUUACGCUCAAUCGACAUAGAUAGACAGGGCAACCGAAAACAAACAAACAGACAAACAACAACAAGAACAACAUUGUGUUGUGCAAUCAAUCAACCAAUCCAUCCAAUUCAAUCCAAUCCAGUCCGUCCAAAAUGUCAUCCAUACAGUUCACAUUUUAUAUUGGCUCAUUGAUUAGUCUAUUAUUAUUUAUUAAUACCUGCAAUGCCAUCGAGUGUUAUGUGUGCGAUGCUAGCGAUACUGUUAACCCAUUCCAAUGUGGCGAAUGGUUCGAACGCUUCGAUCAGCCGGAUAUAGUGCCACAGAAUUGUUCCAGUGUGCAUGGUGCAACAUUUUGUGUGAAGCAUGUGGGACGCUUUGAGGGCGGCAUUGGGGCAAAACGUUUCUGCAGCUCCAAGGAUUUGGGCAAUUAUUGUGAUUAUGUGAAAAACAAGGGCGAUCGCAUGGAAUAUCGUAGUUGCAUCUAUACAUGCGAUACAGAUGGCUGCAAUGGCACAAAUCAGCUGACAGCGACAGCACUUUACACAAGCUUAAGUUGGGGUGUGGCGUUACUAAUGGCAACUAUCUGGCAACGCUAAGCAUAAGCAUGACAUCGACGAGACAAGAGAGCGAGAGUGAGAGAGAGUGAGAGGAAGCGUGUUAGCCAGAGCGACACACACAACAUAGCUUUGUAAAGUAAACAAAGAAGAUGCUUUGUUUCUCUAUGAUUAAACAAAUACAUAUAAAUCUCUAUAUAUAAUUAUAUAUUUUUUACUUUUUUUUUUAUUUUUAUCUAUACCUUUAUAAGUUGAUCUUAAACUUUAGUAAAGUGCCUCAAACAAAAAUAAAA
This is a messenger RNA of Drosophila willistoni, 922 nucleotides long. RefSeq names its product U-scoloptoxin(05)-Er1a (gene bou). Gene Ontology annotation, biological process: sleep; positive regulation of voltage-gated potassium channel activity; regulation of synaptic transmission, cholinergic. Bases 228 to 671 code for a protein of 147 amino acids. The record is from RefSeq and is a predicted model, not a curated record. NCBI's taxonomy places the organism in Eukaryota, Metazoa, Arthropoda, Insecta, Diptera, Drosophilidae. The transcript has a single exon.